Molecule: messenger RNA, 2856 nt
Organism: Fusarium pseudograminearum CS3096
Lineage: Eukaryota; Fungi; Ascomycota; Sordariomycetes; Hypocreales; Nectriaceae
Exons: 1
Coding region: 1-2856 (951 amino acids)
Source: RefSeq, a predicted model, not a curated record
AUGAGCGGUCCCCCUCCGCCGCCUCCGCCUCAUGGCGGAGUGCCAAAGGGUUCCGGUUUGCCUCCAGGCAAAUAUGACAUUUUUGUCAUCCCUGAGCACUCUUCUGGAGGCGGAUUUUUGUAUCUGCCGUCUUUGCAACCAAAUGUCAACAGUUUCGCUGCCGGAUUCGCUUCAGCCCUAAUACUCGUCGUCCUUGGUCAAACAUUGGCCCCUUUCGUUCGAACUUGGUGGAUGUACUCCGAUAACUCGAAUAGCGCCGUAAUGGCAAUGCUUGUCGUUGGUGUUGGCUGUGGAGCAUGGGCUUUGGGUCGUUUCCAAAACCAAGAUAGGGGUUUUCCUGGUGGUCCUGGAAGCAGUAGUUCUGGUAAUGGUCGUGGUGGUCAAGGUGGAUGGAAUUCUGGUUUUUCGUCGUCAAACGCUGGAGCACCACCGCCUCCACCUCAUGGCACUCCUCCUCGGCCUCCUCCUCACCAGGAUACACCUCCCAGGCCGCCACCCCAUGGCAAUGGUCCUAGGACAUCGUGGCAAGGCGCUCCGCAGACAGACGAAACUCCGCCGGCGCCACCUCCCCAUUCAGCGCGUCAAUCGCCUCGAAAUGAGUCCGACCCACGUCCUCGACCGUCUCCAGAAGCUCGGCCUCCACCUCCGCACACGCCUCCCGAAACUCCUCCGCCGAAGCACGCCAAAUCGAAGUCCAAGUCCAAACCCAAGCCGAGAGACCCCUCGCCUCCGCCAAAGUCUCGACCCGGAACUCCUCCUCCCCAAAAGUCUAAAUCCAAACCGACGCCUGAUCCAGAAAAGAUUGCAAGAGCUGAAGCUGCCAAGGCCGAGGCCGCUAGAGCUGAGUCUGCAAGGAUAGAAGCUGAAAAGGCGGAAGCAGCAAAGAAACAGGCUCGAAGAAUCGAAGCAGAAAAGGCUGAAGCGGAAAAGGCCGAAGCUGCGAGGAAAGAAGCUGAAAGAAUCGAGGCCGCCAGGAAAGAAGCCGAGAGGAUUGAAGCUGAACAGGCCGAAGUCGCAAGAAAGGAGGCUCACAGAAAGGCUAAAAAGGCCGAGGCGGCAAGGAAAGAAGCUGAAAGAGUCGAAGCUGAGAGGAAAGAGGCCGAGAGGAUUGAAGCCGAAAAAGUUGAAGCUGCAAGGAAAGAAGCCGAAAAGAUCGAACUCGCGAGACUUGAAGCGGAACGAGCUGAAGCUGCCAGAAUUGAAGCUGAAAAGGCAGAGGCUGCAAGAAUCGAAGCUGCAAAGAUUGAGGCCGCAAAGGCUGAGGCUGCCAGGAAAAAGAACUCCUGGGAAAAGGCUCGCGAAGAGAUGAGAAGAAAAGAGGAGGAACGCAAAACCAAGGAGGCCGAACAGAAGCGCCGCGAGGAAGCCGCAAAACGACUUGCCGAACUACGGGCGAAAGACGCCAAGGAACGACAAGAACGAGAAAAGGUGCGCCAGCGCAAGGAGCAGGAAGCCCAAGAGAGAAAGGAACUCCUCGAGGCCUCUCAACGUGCCAAGGAAUUGGCGAUCAAGUUGGAGGAGGAACGCAAAGAACGAGAGCGCCUAGAGAAGGAGGCCAAGGAAAUCCGCGAGCGAGAAGCCCAACGGGAGAAGGAGGCCCGUGAGCUCGCAGAGAAGAAAAAGAAGGAAGCCGAAGAACGCGAAGCCAGAAGACAGAAGUUUGCUGCUGAACGAGAGGCUCUAAGAAAGAAGGAGGCCGAGGAGGCUAAACGGCGAGAGGAAGACCAAAAACGAAAGGAGAUGGAGAAAGCUGAGAAAGAAAAGGCCGAACAAGAGAGGAUCGAGAGAGAAAAGGCCGAAGCUGAAAAGGCUGAGAAAGAGCGCGCUGCUAGAGAAACCGCCUCUCGUCAACCGAGCAGUUACGCCUACUCGGGCGUUGGUGAGAAGAUCAGCAUGUGGCCCAACGGUCGCCCACCAGCUCCCAAGUCUACCACCUCCUCGUCAACUGCACACCAGCCUGCUCCCAGCACAGCUUCCUCUCAAAGAAAGGCUGCUCCGUCCGCCACUAGGUCCAACGUUUCUGGCGUUAGCACCGAGAAUUCGUAUCGACCUUACGACAAGCCCAAGCAACCAAGAGAGAGGACGUCCAUGUCGUCGCUCGGCUCCGAAUCGUCUUGGGCGGCUUCUCAGACUACUGGUCGAACAACGCCCCCUCCUUCGAGUCGUGCUGGCCCAUACUCCACCAAGGAUCCCGACAAGAUUGUCAUCUCGGGUGUCUACCUGUUCAUGAACCAAUUCUCCAAGACUCCCGCGAGUCAGCUCAUCUCUGGCGUUGGAACCGUGACUGACGGACUGAUACUCCGUAUUACUACUGAAGGUCUUUUUAUCGAUGAUGAUGUCCGAAAUGUACCACAACGGGAAUGGGACGUCAAGGCUUGGACCCUUAAACAAGUCGAGGUAUGGUGCCCCCCGCAAUGCUUUAAUCUGCCUUCUGCUUCCCCUGCCCCCGGUACAAACCCCUCGCUUCAUGGAAUGGCCUCGUCUCGGGCACGCGACCUCGGUAUGGCCCAACCUCUGGUAGGCGACGAAGCCGAAGUGUACUUGACCGAGAUGCUGCGCGCAUGCAAAACUUGUUGUCGCCUUGGUUUAUGCAAUAGGAAAUUUCGAGAGGCUAACAUUGUUUCUUCAACUGGACAGACUGGAGAGUGGAAAUCAAAGGGCCUGCAUAUCGUGCGUGCCUCGGUCCGAGACCAAGAAGGAAAGCGAUACCUAUUUGUUAUCGAUGAGUCGGAGGCCUGGAAGGUUUCGGUUGGUCUUCAACGACUCCGCCGCGGCACCCAAGUUCGACAGCUUGCUGUCAGCGGAAUGGCAGCCGCAGAUGCCCGAGGCACUCUCGAGAUGCUUGGAUGGGCUUGA